AUGAAAUCGAAUAACACAAAGCUAGUGACAAGGCGCCCAACCUUGAAGACACUAUCGCACAAGCAAAUCAAAACGACAAUCUAUAUCAAGUCCUCUACACCUUACAUAAGUGCGCUCAAAAGGACGAAAAAGUUCUUGGCAAACCUACGGAAGAACAACUCAAAGUAUGUGUCUUUGAUGGGAAUGGGGAAAGCAGUGGAGAAGACAUUAGCCAUAGGGUGCUACUUCCAAAAUGAAAAGGGAAAUGGCAUUGAUAUCAUAACGAAAACAGUAGAGGUGAUAGAUGAACUUAUGGAAACGGAAUCAAUGGGCAUGCAUGAAGAUGCGGGAGUACAAGAUGUUGAAGAACAGAGCGAUGAUGACAGAGAGACAUUUUUAAAAAAAGGACGAUUAGUGGGAUUGAAAUAA
Huiozyma naganishii CBS 8797 is the source of this 408-nucleotide messenger RNA. RefSeq names its product ribonuclease P/MRP protein subunit POP7 (gene POP7). The transcript has a single exon. The record is from RefSeq and is a predicted model, not a curated record. Bases 1 to 408 code for a protein of 135 amino acids. NCBI's taxonomy places the organism in Eukaryota, Fungi, Ascomycota, Saccharomycetes, Saccharomycetales, Saccharomycetaceae. Gene Ontology annotation, biological process: intronic box C/D snoRNA processing; rRNA processing; tRNA 5'-leader removal. Gene Ontology annotation, molecular function: RNA binding. Gene Ontology annotation, cellular component: nucleolar ribonuclease P complex; ribonuclease MRP complex.